This is a messenger RNA of Suillus paluster, 780 nucleotides long. RefSeq lists its product as uncharacterized. The transcript is spliced from 4 exons. The record is from RefSeq and is a predicted model, not a curated record. The coding region runs from base 1 to 780 and encodes 259 amino acids. Lineage: Eukaryota; Fungi; Basidiomycota; Agaricomycetes; Boletales; Suillaceae.
AUGUCUGCGAGCGUCUCAUACGACACCCUCAAGAAAUCCCCAGCUCAAGACGCUAACGAGGAGACCCCGUCACAACACAGAUCCCAUAAGAAGCCGACUAAGCCAACUAAGUCCCUCCCCACUCGAUGGAAACCUCCUAAAUCAUUUGUCCCGCGUUUGAUCUUCCACGUGAUGUGCUUUUGCUUAACGCUUCAUUCAAAUUUGGAUUUCAUGUGGGAGAUCUUCCAAGAACCUAAGGGUUGGGAAAGCUUCCAUAUUAAAUACCUCGUUCAGCUCAAUCAGCUGAGCACUGUGCAAGGAUUGCUCCUUACGACUGUCGCAGUCUUCAUCUCCACUGGGGCGCCUCUGCAACAAAUAGUAAACUACGAUGCUGGCGGACCGUAUACACUUCUAUCAGAAUCAUUGGUGUUCUCGUUGUUUGGUCUGUUGUUCCAGCUUUAUAUCUCCGUCGUGGGGCAGAGUUAUCAACAGCAGAAAACCUUCAAAUGGCUUUUCCUAUGUCAUAUCAUGAUUCUCUCGAUUCCUAUCUAUACAUUCGCUAUAUCUCUACUGCUACUCCUCUUCGCUAUAUCUGUGACGGGCUUCCUAUCCUCUUCGGAUUUGGCUCAGGUUUUGACCGUAGUGACUUUUGCCCUGCUUUUCGCGUAUCUGCUUGUUUCUAUCCUCCCGUCGCCAUUCUAUUCGCGACUUUAUGGGUUCUUGUGGGGGAAGAGAAACUCGGAACCUGACGACAGCGAGGAUGAGUUGGACGGAGAGCUUCAUGAGAAGGAGGGCGCUUAG